Molecule: messenger RNA, 330 nt
Organism: Guillardia theta CCMP2712
Lineage: Eukaryota; Cryptophyceae; Pyrenomonadales; Geminigeraceae
Exons: 2
Biological process (GO): peptidyl-proline hydroxylation to 4-hydroxy-L-proline
Cellular component (GO): endoplasmic reticulum
Molecular function (GO): procollagen-proline 4-dioxygenase activity
Source: RefSeq, a predicted model, not a curated record
AGAACGUCGACCAGCUGCCGCGUCCCUCGCAGCCACCCAGUAGCAGCAGCUGCAGUGAUGCGAGCAGCGUUCUUGUGCGGUGUGAGCCCCCACUGCUCCGAGGCUGUUCAGGUAGUGCAUUACGAGCGAGGGCAGCGGUACGACGUGCACAACGACUGGUUUCAACCCGGCACCCCUUACUACCACGACAGAGUCUGGCAACGCAUCAUAUCGUUCUUCUGCUACCUCUCCGAAGUACCGGAGGGACAGGGAGGAUGUACCUUCUUUCCCGAGCUGGAUCUCCGCUUCCGUCCCAGCAAGGGCUCAGCAGCCUUGUGGUACAACCAGGUC